Molecule: messenger RNA, 5790 nt
Organism: Cygnus atratus (black swan)
Lineage: Eukaryota; Metazoa; Chordata; Aves; Anseriformes; Anatidae
Gene: PIAS1
Product: protein inhibitor of activated STAT 1
Exons: 14
Coding region: 39-1994 (651 amino acids)
Biological process (GO): regulation of transcription by RNA polymerase II; protein sumoylation
Molecular function (GO): zinc ion binding; SUMO ligase activity; transcription coregulator activity
Source: RefSeq, a predicted model, not a curated record
CCGGCGGGGUUCACUGCGCCUGCGCCCGGACUUGCAAGAUGGCGGACAGUGCGGAACUAAAGCAAAUGGUUAUGAGCCUUAGAGUUUCUGAACUGCAAGUACUUCUGGGCUACGCGGGGAGGAACAAGCACGGACGAAAACACGAACUUCUCACAAAAGCACUGCAUUUGUUAAAGGCUGGCUGCAGUCCCGCUGUACAAAUGAAAAUCAAAGAACUCUAUAGGCGAAGGUUCCCUCAGAAAAUCAUGACGCCUGCAGACUUAUCCAUCCCCAGCGUACACUCGAGCUCCAUGCCAGCAGCUUUGUCUCCGUCUACCAUUCCACAGCUCAGUUACGAUGGCCACCCCGCCACGUCACCAUUGCUUCCCGUUUCGCUCCUGGGACCUAAACACGAACUGGAACUCCCCCACCUCACAUCUGCGCUCCACCCUGUCCAUCCCGACAUAAAACUCCAGAAGUUACCUUUUUACGAUUUGUUGGAUGAGCUGAUAAAGCCUACCAGCCUAGCAUCAGAUAAUAGUCAGCGAUUUCGAGAAACCUGCUUUGCGUUUGCACUGACGCCACAGCAAGUGCAACAAAUCAGCAGUUCAAUGGAUAUUUCUGGGACCAAAUGUGACUUCACAGUACAGGUCCAGCUAAGGUUUUGUUUAUCAGAAACCAGUUGUCCACAAGAAGAUCACUUCCCACCCAAUCUGUGUGUGAAAGUAAAUGGGAAACCAUGCAGCCUUCCAGGCUAUCUUCCACCAACCAAAAAUGGUGUUGAACCAAAGCGACCUAGCAGACCAAUCAACAUUACCUCACUCGUCAGAUUAUCAACGACGGUACCAAACACAAUCGUUGUUUCGUGGACUGCAGAAAUUGGAAGAAACUAUUCCAUGGCAGUCUAUCUUGUAAAGCAGCUAUCCUCUACGGUGUUACUGCAGAGGUUGCGAGCAAAGGGAAUACGGAACCCCGAUCAUUCUCGAGCACUAAUUAAAGAGAAACUGACUGCAGAUCCCGACAGCGAAAUAGCAACAACAAGCUUAAGAGUUUCUCUUCUUUGUCCACUUGGUAAAAUGCGGCUAACUAUACCAUGUAGGGCCUUGACUUGUUCGCACCUGCAAUGUUUUGAUGCCACUUUGUACAUUCAAAUGAACGAAAAGAAACCAACUUGGGUUUGCCCUGUCUGUGACAAGAAGGCUCCCUAUGAACAUCUCAUUAUUGAUGGGUUGUUCAUGGAAAUCCUGAAGUAUUGUACAGACUGUGAUGAAAUUCAGUUUAAGGAGGAUGGAUCGUGGGCUCCUAUGAGAUCGAAGAAGGAGGUGCAGGAAGUAACUACGUCUUACAAUGGAGUUGAUGGAUGCAUAAGCUCUUCCUUGGAACAUCAGGUGUCUUCUCACCAACAAUCAAAUAAAAAUAAGAAAGUAGAAGUGAUCGAUUUAACCAUUGAUAGCUCUUCAGAUGAAGAGGAGGAAGAACCAUCUGCGAAGAGAAGCUGUCCUUCCAUAUCUCCAGCAUCACCGUUGAAUAAUAAGGGCAUUUUAAACUUACCACAUCAAGCAUCUCCUGUGUCAAGAACACCAAGCCUUCCAGCUGUUGACACCAGUUACAUCAAUACAUCGCUUAUCCAAGACUACAGGCAUCCAUUCCAUAUGACACCUAUGCCUUAUGACUUGCAAGGUUUAGACUUCUUCCCUUUCCUGUCAGGAGACAAUCAGCAUUACAACACAUCCCUUCUUGCUGCUGCAGCUGCGGCAGUUUCCGCCUCAGAUGAUCAAGAACUCUUACACUCUCGUUUUUUCCCAUAUACUUCAUCUCAGAUGUUUCUCGAUCAGCUAAAUGCAGGAGGAAGCAGUUCUCUGCCAGCCACAAAUGGUAGCAAUAGUGGCAGUAACAGCAGUCUUGUUUCCUCCAACAGCCUGCGAGAGAGUCAUGGUCAUCCAGUUGCAAGUAGGAGCAGCACGGACACGGCGUCUAUCUUUGGUAUCAUACCAGACAUUAUUUCAUUGGACUGAUUUUUGGAGCAAAUGAACUUGUUAGAGGAAGUCUUUGUGCUUGAUUUUACUUUAUGUUAGAAACAUAGACAAGUUUUUUUCCUUUUUUAGGGAAAAAAAUUUACAUGUACAGAGAACAAAACUAUAUUUUCAGUUUUACUUUUGUAUAUAAACCUAAAAUGGCCUCACUGGUAAAAAUAACAAAAAAAAAAAACAAAAACAAACAAAAAAAAAAACAAAAACAAGGAACUUCAGUUCAAUUUUAUGGAUGCUGAAGAUUUUACACCUGUGCAUUUGUCAUGUGAGUUACUUUUUUUUCCCCUUAGUUUGGACACAAAUGGCAUUAUUUUUCUUCACAGUAACAUAAAUGGGAAAGGAACUGAACUUUUGAAGUUCAAACUUGUAGGAGGAUUUUUUUUUUUGCCUCUUAGAGACAUUUAUAUAUGGUGGUGGAAUCUAAUUCCCCCAUCUCAUUUUUAGUGCAGUUUUUAUUAUGCUUGAAGUGGAAUAAACCCUACCCAGACUGUUCCAUACCAUUCCCUCUGUUUGCAGGACAUAGCCUUUCAGGACUGUGUUUUGUCAUUUCUGGUUCUAUGUGACCCUCUGUUCAGAUGACAUUUUUUUGGAACUCCGUGCUUUAAUCAAGCAUGUUGCAAGCUCAUUAGUGCACCAAUUACUCUUGAGGGCCAGACUCAAUAAAAUUCUAGGCUGAGAAAUUACUUGGCUGUGCUUAUGUGGGACAAGACAGAAUUUUUUAUAGAAUCUAGCCCCGAAUAAAAGCAUUGACAUAUUUGACUGUAGGUUUUUGUUUCUAAUAACUUACUAUGAAAUCCUUUUAAAAUAACUUAAAAUUCUAAUCGAAAUAUUAAGCAUGUGUCAGUUUUAACUUUGUGGAACUGCUUGUGCUUUAAAGUUAGCCAUGCGUGUAUAAGUGGCCUACUGAACCGAGGCCUAUCUUGUUCUGUCUGGGAAAACCUACUUUUAGCUGCCGUAGAUCAAAUUUCUGCUUGAAAGUGAACUUUUCAACAAAAGGAAGAAAAUACAAAUACCAAUGCACUAUUGCAUGGUUUGUGCAGCUGGUAAUGGUUUUGGUACACUGUCUCUUGAUUUCACAUUCAUCAAAAUUAUGUUGAUAUUAAAUGUUCAAUGCGAGUCUGUUAAACCAAAAACCAAUCCCAAAUGCCCUACCCUGCACUUAAAUGAAUCUCUACCUGUUGAAGUCUCUUAGGGUAGUGGGUUUCAUAUUCAGUUUUCUCUUUUUGGACUUGCAAUUACUGAUUUCCCAGUUUUUCAGUAUGUUUAUGUUGAACUUUUGAGCCACACUUACUUCCUGGUUUCUUUUCUGUUUUUUUAGGUUGUGCAUGACAUAGGAAAAUCUUUUUUUAAGAACUGGUGGAUCAUUUGGGCUGAUCCAUUCUUGUUACAGAGAGAAAUGUGUAAAUAGCUGGAAUGCAGUUUUUCAGGAGAUUCUUUAAAGUAAGAGUGGGGGGAGGGAAGGAGGUGAUUCUCUUGCGUCCCAAAGUCCACGUCAGAGAGAGUAAAUAUUUCCUCUGGUGUGAAAAAUAUUUUUUUAACUGGUUGAAAGUGCAGGUAACAAGUUUAUCAGGAAAGAGAGUAAGGAAUACUAAAAAUAGCAGAUUGUUGUCUGAAUUUUUAAUGUCCAAAACUGUUGAUUGCAGCUAGUUGCUUUGAGCAUUGACAAGGGCCACCUUUUGCCUAUGAAGUUGUCUCAAAAUCGUGCAUUACUUAAAAAAAGAAAAAAAAAAAGAAAAAAAAAGAAAAAAAAAAAAAAAGAAAAAAACUUUAAUCCAAGUAGCAUUAGGUAUUGCUGUAUGAUCAGUUGUAUGGUUAUUUGAAAGGUUCACAUGAUUAUGUGGCAUCAAAAUUGUUUUUAGUGUUUUUACAGCAUCCCUCUGCCACUAAAUAGUUGACUUGAAUUUUGAAAACAAAUGUUUGUGUUUAUAUGUAUAUGUGUGUGUAUAUAUGUAUUUAUAGAUCUGUGUGUGUGAGUUAAAAGUGAGUUAAAUAGUUUUUCCCAUGCAUGUGUAUUUCAUACAUAUCUGGCUGAUAUAUAUAUAUAUAUAUUUCACCAUACACCAGUUUUAUAAUUUAUUAAAUGUCAGUUAAAAAAUAAAUAAAAGGAUAGAAAAUGGGAAAUACUUAUUUUUUAAACUCAGUCUGAUUUGAAGUGAUUAAACCUACAUUAGGAAUAUGUCUCAUACAUUUUAGUCAUGAAUACUAACCUGGUAACUUCAGAGCAUAUGCUUUGCUGUAAUACCUUUUGUAAAUCUGGGGUAACUCUGGUCCUUCCCGACUGCCAUCCGUGUAACUGGGAGCGUGCGUGUCCCCAGCUGCUGGAGCACCUAAGAGAAAUUCUGGAGAGCUUUUGCCGGUGAUUGCACAACGUUUCCAUUGACUGUAUUGUUCAAGGUGAGCUGAAAAUCAGCUUGCGUCAGUUUUGACGAUGAUAUUAAAUCUUGUUAAUUCACGUAUAAAAUUAAUGGUGGCAAGUGUAUGGUAACACAGAAUCUGGCACCUUUAUGCCUGUGUUAGUUUUUGGAAAGUGAGGUCAACUGAUGUCUUCCACUUCCUCACAAGUUCCCCUGAAGGGAAGGAAGGCCGCUCAGUUCUCUGCUAACUCAUUUCCUAACCUCAUUGCCCUACAAAGAAGGGGGAGAAGUGUUCUCAAGUCCUCCUUUGUGGUAUUAAUCCCAUAUGCUUUGUGAGUUUUCCUGUUUCAUGCUAGGGUGUUCUUUAUAGUUGAUAAUUCUCUGUGCCUCUGACCACAGUUAACAUUACUUGGUAGAAGUCUCAGUCUGAGUUCUCGAAGUUCCCUGCAAAUGUGUCUCCAGAAGUUAAUCCCCGUUAGUUUGCAGUAACUGAAGGUGCAGUAAGGUGACCCAGCACGUGCCUGGCUUGCGGUACUGCUCGCUUCGCUGUAGCUUCCAAAGCUUCUGUAAUCCUUGGACUGGUGGCUUCGUGUCCUCAAAUUCUUCCCUAGAGGGGUUUGGGGUGUGCACGUGUCUGCGUGGUGUGUGUAGGUACAUAUACGCAUGGCGUGGGGAAAUGCUGCUCUUCGAAGAGCAGGGCGGAAGCAGCAGCUUUGAAUCACUCGCGUGGGCAUUAUUGGUGCAUCUUUUGAAAGAAGAACAUACGGAACAUACCGAACUAUAACCUAGAGCGUGUGUUAAAAGCACCGUGGUCCUUCCACAGUUACAGGCGAGAUAGCGAUUCCAGGCUUGCCCAUCACUCUCCAUGGCAAGGAUUCAGUAAGCCUUCCAAGGACGGGCUGGCUGAUAGGUUUUCCUUGGACUGUGUUGGAGCUGCCUCCUAACGCAGAGCUAAGGACUGGGAGGAGAACAAGUUGGAAGUUAAUUCUUUGCUGCAGUUCAACAUUUCAGGGUUUUAAGCACACUUUAAAUAUUUUCAGAAAGGAUUUUUUUCGUCAGUGUAACUGUUUUUCUUUUUUUUUUUUUAAACAGAGCUUAGAUUUCUAACAAGGGAAAAUUGCUGGUGGUCCCCGAAAGUGCUGCUGUUAAUUGUUUUAAUUAACAAAGGGAAAAAUGUAUAUAAGCAGAAUAUUAAAAUUACCAUUAAUUCCAUGAAUUUAAAUCUGUCAUUCAUUGCCUUAAAACUUUCUCUUAGUUUCCAUACGGCAUGCCAAACCAGUAAAUGGCUUUUAAAAAUGUAUAGUAGACCAAUGUCAGUUUGUAUAAAAGUACCAAGUGAAAAUAUUUAUUAUAUGCAUUGGAAAAAAUGGUUUACCUAUUGAAUGUUACCUGUUUAUGUAGAAAUCUUUAGAUGUAAUAAAAAGCAU